Messenger RNA from Chlamydomonas reinhardtii, 1321 nucleotides. RefSeq lists its product as uncharacterized. The transcript has 2 exons. Lineage: Eukaryota; Viridiplantae; Chlorophyta; Chlorophyceae; Chlamydomonadales; Chlamydomonadaceae. The record is from RefSeq and is a predicted model, not a curated record. Bases 206 to 442 code for a protein of 78 amino acids. Gene Ontology annotation, molecular function: kinase activity.
AUUGACAAUGGCUUUCCGGCACCGUGUGCUGCAUAUGGUGCACAACCGGGAGCGGCAGUAACAACUUGUUCAGUUCGUAGCCACGGUUCGUAGCCCUGGACUGGGCUCAGCCCCACGAGGAAAGCCUAGGUUCAGGGUUGUCGUGCGGUCAUCUAGAACCAGCUGUAGUGAUGAAUCUGGAGCCUGUGGGGCAGCACACACAUGCAUGGGCGCAGGAAGCUGCCUGGAUGGGCCCAGCGCGCUCGUCGCGCUUGUCGCGCCCGGCCGCGGCAAGACGUGCGCGCCCUGCAAGCGCAUCACGUACUGCUGCGGCGCAUGCCAGUUGAGGCACUGGCGGGGCGGCCACGCUAGGCAGUGUGCGGUGCUGGCGCGUGCGGCUGUGGGGGCUCUGGCGGUGGGGGCGCUGUGGCGCGGGCUGGGGCGGGGGCUGGGGCUGGGGUAGCAGGCAAGCAGACAAACAGAGAAGAAAUGGGCGGAUGUGAGUGAUCGCUACAUAGCAAGUCACGCAUGCUGCUGCGCAUGCCACAUGGCUUUGACAUUGCACAUGGCGUACGUGGGUCACUGGAUCGGCAUGGCGCGCUCAAUGGUGUGCAUGUGAUUGUGUGAUUGGGGCAUUCUAGUGAUUCUACUCACUCCCUGACGCAGGCGUGCACAGGAGCACCCGCUGCCAGGUACCAGAUGUUUGGGAGCGCCUUGGCCUCGUGCCGUGCUGUCCGGGCGGCGUCAAGGGCGUUUCAGAUUGAUGCAAACCAUGGCAGGGCUUGGUGCGGACGUACAAGACACGGAGUACCGCAGUCGAAGGAGAGCAACGCGAUGUGAGAGGGAGGUGUGCGUCUUUGUUAUCCUUUUUGGGGCGCGGGGAUGCGGGAUUCGCUUGUGUUACAGAGUAGUUCGAGGUAGAUCGGAUGUUGGAGAAGCGGUGGCAGCAGGGUGACGUGGUACCCCGGAAAGCGGCUAGACAGGGGUUGGUGCAUGCAGAGGGGUGCACACGGCGGAAAGACUUGCGGGGUGUUGGGCGGGAAGCCAGGCGAAGCCAAGCACGGCGGGGACCCGAAUGGGGCCUGACCGGGACUACACAUUUAUCCACCCAUUGGACAAGCCCAACCCAACUCAUGGUGGGGCCCUGUUCAUUCAUUUCCAAAAGGGCACCACGGUUGUGUAGGGCGUUCAAGCGUGCGCUGCGCCUGCGGGCGUGGACAGAGGCGGGACUUGUCAUGGGGGCAACUGGGGGGCCUAUGGGGACAGCAGCUUGGGGCGCGUGGCGGCGAUCGCGGGCGCAGUGCAGAAGGCUGCGGGCACGGUGGUACAUUGCCGUCCGCAU